GCAACCAGCGCCGCCCAGCGCUUCGCCAUAACCGGCAACGCAGUCGUCACCGGCGGCGCCGGCACACUGGGUCUAACAGCCUGCACGGCCCUCCUGGAACACGGCCUCCGCGGCCUCCUAAUCCUAGACAUGAACCCCAGCACUUCGGAGAAAGAAAUCAACGAUCUCAGAAGUAGAUUCCCAGAGGCCAAGAUCCUAACCGCCCAAGCCGAUAUCACAGACGAAGACGCCGUCGAUGCGGCCUUUGGCCAUGCAGCCCGGGAUCUCGGGUCGGUGGAUAUCCUCUGCUGCUUUGCGGGGAUAGUAGGGUGUGCUGACGCACUGAGCAUGCCGCCGUCUCAAUUCCGGAAGGUGCUCGAUGUGAAUACCACGGGGGCGUUUAUAUGCGCACAGGCAGCGGCAAAGCGCAUGGUGGAGCAGGGGACGGGCGGGGCCAUAACGUUUAUUGCGUCGAUCUCUGCGCACCGGGUGAAUUUCCCGCAGCCGCAGAUUGCGUAUAACGUGUCGAAGAAUGGGCUGCUGAUGAUGAAGAAUUGCCUUGCGGCGGAGUGGGCGAGGUAUGGGAUUCGGACGAAUACGAUUAGUCCGGGGUAUAUGGAUACGAUUCUGAAUGAGGGGGAUGGGCUGCAGGGGCAUCGGAAGAUCUGGGCGGAGAGGAAUCCGUUUGGGAGGAUGGGGGUGCCGGGGGAGUUGACGGGGGCGGUUGUGUUGUUGUCGAGCGAGGCUGGGGGGUAUAUUAACGGGGCGGAUAUUGUUGUUGAUGGG
Molecule: messenger RNA, 765 nt
Organism: Aspergillus versicolor CBS 583.65
Lineage: Eukaryota; Fungi; Ascomycota; Eurotiomycetes; Eurotiales; Aspergillaceae
Product: oxidoreductase, short chain dehydrogenase/reductase family
Exons: 1
Molecular function (GO): oxidoreductase activity, acting on the CH-OH group of donors, NAD or NADP as acceptor
Source: RefSeq, a predicted model, not a curated record